AUGGCCAUGCCCCCGAACAAGUCCGCUGUCACUGAGUUUCAGCUCCUAGGGUUCCGGAGCAUUCUUGAGUGGCAGACUCUGCUCUUUGCCAUUUUCCUGGCUGUCUACAUUCUCACCAUUGCAGGGAAUGUUGUUGUCAUCGCCGUGGUGAGCCAGCAGCAGCUGUUGCACUCACCGAUGUACUCCUUCCUCAAACACCUCUCCUCUCUGGAGAUCUGCUACACGUCCACCAUCGUGCCCCUUCUCCUCGCCAGCCUGCUCUCGGGGGGCCGGGCCGUCUCCUUCUCUGCCUGCAUGGCACAGCUCUACUUCUUUGUGUUCUUUGGGGCUACCGAGUGCUUCCUCCUGGCCAUGAUGGCCUGUGACCGCUAUCUGGCCAUCUGCCGCCCACUCCACUACCCUGUCCUCAUGAGCCCUGAGACCUGCACCAAGCUAGCGGCUGCCUCCUGGCUGAUGGGUGCUGGCACGGGCUUUCUGCCUUCCCUGAUGAUCUCCACAUUGGACUUCUGUGGCCCCAACCAGAUCAACCACUUCUUCUGUGACCUCCCCCCACUGAUGCAGCUGUCGUGCUCCAGUGUCCGUGUUGCCGAGCUGGCCAUCUUUGUCCUGUCCAUCACCGUCCUCUGCAUCUGCUUCUUCCUGACCCUCAUGUCCUACAUGCUCAUUGUGUCCUCCAUCCUGAGGAUCCCUUCAGCCUCUGGCCGGAUGAAGAGCUUCUCCACCUGCGGCUCCCACCUGGCUGUUGUCACCAUCUACUACGGCACCAUGAUCUCCAUGUAUGUGCGCCCCCAUGCCCAGCUGUCACCGGAAAUCAGCAAGAUCACUUCUGUCUUCUACACUGUGGUCACCCCGCUGCUGAACCCUGUUAUCUACAGCUUGAGGAACAAAGACGUCAAAGAGGCUGUUAGAAAAGCCGUGAGCAGGAAGUGUGGCAUAUACAGAGUUGGAGUGAGAGGAAGCUCCGUUGUUCGAUAA
Messenger RNA from Lepus europaeus (European hare), 975 nucleotides. RefSeq names its product olfactory receptor 11L1. Bases 1 to 975 code for a protein of 324 amino acids. Gene Ontology annotation, molecular function: G protein-coupled receptor activity; olfactory receptor activity. Lineage: Eukaryota; Metazoa; Chordata; Mammalia; Lagomorpha; Leporidae. The record is from RefSeq and is a predicted model, not a curated record. Gene Ontology annotation, biological process: G protein-coupled receptor signaling pathway. Gene Ontology annotation, cellular component: membrane. The transcript has a single exon.